AUGUCUUCCGUCAACCUCAAUAGAAAGCGCCGUCGCGUUGAAAGUGCAGCUUCGGCGCUUUCCAAACCUUUCAAGUCUCCCCUUCGCCGACCACCUCAAGUCUCGGAGCCCAAACACAAGGCAUUAUCCAAAGAAGAAAAAAAUGUUCCUCCGAGCCCGUCUCUCAAGCACAAUAACACUGACAGCAAUGACGCGCACACUCCAGCUGUGAGCUCAUCUUCCCCGUUGUCUGCUCGUCCUUCAACUCACACAGCACCUACUCCUCCCUCGAGCUUGGCGUCUCGCAAAAGAAAUGCUCAGAUAAACCAUCUAGCUUCAUCUAAGAAACCGAUAUUCUCUGACCCGGUCAUUCUUGAUCUUCAGAAGCAAGAAAGGGCACUGCAGUCACGACUUGCUAUCCUGCGAUCUGAGCUUGAUACUGCGCAACAAGCUCUUCAGCUCGAGUCCUCGACCAAAGAUGCAGACCUCCAGUCGCUGAUUACGAAGUGGAGGUCAGUCAGUCAGAAUGCAGCCGAAGAAGUUUUCUCUGGGGCCCAGGAACGUGUGGCGCGGAUGGGGGGUAUGAAGGCCUGGAGGGAGCGAAUAAAGAAUAACAAUGCGCAGUGGGAGCAAGAGGAGAUGGAAACCUGGUACGGCAGCGCAGAGGCGGAAGGGGUUGAUGUAGAUGAAGAGGAGCUGGAGGCUCGGAAGGCUGAGAUGCUAAAGGGCCGCAAGGAGGGUCACGAUGCGGAGCGGGAAAGAAAAGAGAUUGAAGAUGAGGAAUUCACCAUGGACUUUAUGUUGAAGACGUUGAAUAUUGACCUUAAGGUCAUCGGAUAUGACAAAGCCCAUCAGAGAUGGAUUAAGGAAUAG
Molecule: messenger RNA, 852 nt
Organism: Aspergillus bombycis
Lineage: Eukaryota; Fungi; Ascomycota; Eurotiomycetes; Eurotiales; Aspergillaceae
Product: putative DNA repair protein Dds20/Mei5
Exons: 2
Coding region: 1-852 (283 amino acids)
Biological process (GO): DNA recombination
Source: RefSeq, a predicted model, not a curated record